This is a messenger RNA of Pocillopora damicornis (cauliflower coral), 1896 nucleotides long. Its product is annotated as NADPH:adrenodoxin oxidoreductase, mitochondrial. Gene Ontology annotation, molecular function: oxidoreductase activity. NCBI's taxonomy places the organism in Eukaryota, Metazoa, Cnidaria, Anthozoa, Scleractinia, Pocilloporidae. The record is from RefSeq and is a predicted model, not a curated record.
CAGUUCAGUAAUCCAUGGCAAAUCACACAAUCUACGGUGAUCUGAAGACUGAUCACUGAUCAUUCUUAGAAAAAAGGGAGAACAAGAGGUAAAGCUCUAAAAGGUUAUGAAGACAUCUCUGAAGCCAUCAUUAAGUCUUUGCAAUGCUAUCUCAAGCUCUGUGCAAUCUGGCGUUCGGAGGUUGUUCACUACACAUCUCAGGUGUUUUUCGGUGUCUGUUAGUAAACAUCAAAAACACAGACCUCAUGUAGGUAUUGUAGGCAGUGGUCCUGCGGGAUUUUACACAGCGCAGCAAAUUUUGAAGUCCCAUGAAGAUGCUGUGACUGAUGUUUAUGAACGUCUUCCUGUACCAUUCGGCUUAGCAAGAUUUGGAAUUGCCCCUGAUCAUCCUGAAACUAAGAACUGCAUAAACCAGUUCACAACUACGGCCUCAUCUGACAGAUGUACUUUUAUUGGAAAUGUAAAUGUUGGAAAAGAUGUGAAACUUACAGAGUUACUCCAAGCUUAUGAUGCUGUUAUCUUGUGUUAUGGAGCAGAAGAUGACAGAACAUUUGGAAUUCCUGGUGAGGAUUUACCUGGAGUAUAUUCAGCAAGAGCAUUUGUGGAAUGGUAUAAUGGAUUACCAGCUAAUUCUCAAUUAGAACCAGAUCUGAGCUCAGAAACUGCUGUCAUAUUGGGUCAGGGUAAUGUUGCUCUUGAUGUUGCAAGGAUUCUACUCAGUCCAAUAGAACUUUUAGAGAAAACAGACAUUUGUGAUCAUGCCUUGGAACUGUUGAGGAAGAGUCAAAUAAACACAGUUUACAUAGUGGGAAGAAGGGGACCUCUGCAGGUUUCUUUCACUAUAAAGGAAUUACGCGAAAUGACUAAGUUACCAGGUUGUAAAGCUAUAUUUAAUCCUGAAGACUUCAGAAUAAUACAAGAAAAGCUCUCUAGUAUUCCAAGACCUCGAAAAAGACUGACAGAACUGAUGUGCAAAACAGCAAUAAAUGGAGGUACCUCACAAAAUUCAACGCACAAAACUUGGGGGCUUAAGUUUCAGAGGACUCCCGUGGAGUUUCUGUCGGCGUUAGGAAAAAUAUCAGGAGUAAGAUGUGAAGUCAACAACUUAGUUGAGCAGGGUGAUGGAACAUGUCAAGCCCGUGGCACUGGCGUUUAUGAGGAUUUACCGUGUGGCUUGGUUUUUCGUAGCAUUGGAUACAAAAGCAUUCCACUUGAUAACGAGGUUCCGUUUGACAGGAGGAAAGGUGUCAUCCUCAACAUUAAUGGAAGAGUAGUUGAUGCAAACAAUACUGGAACGUCCGACAAAGGUGUUGCUUUAAUUCCAGGUCUGUACUGCAGUGGCUGGGUGAGAAAUGGACCUGUAGGUGUCAUUGCAACCACAAUGAACGAUGCCUUUCAAACAGGAGAGCUUGUUGUACAGGAUCUAAAAUCCGGUAACUUAAAGACAAAAGUCGAUCCAGUUAAGGGAUACGAGGCGAUAAAAAGCUUACUAAACUCAAGAGGGGUCAGACCUGUGUUCUUUGAUCAAUGGCGCAAAAUCGAUCAAGUUGAACAAAAGAGGGGAAAUGAACGCGGAAAACCUCGCGAAAAGAUCGUUCAUGUGCACGAAAUGUUGAACAUUGCUUAUGAACUUGAAAAUAAGGGAAGCUAGCAAUGGCUGAACUUGUUUUCGGGAUACUGCGUUGAAAUUAUGGGGAGAACUUACAGGUUAAUUGAGAGAAUCAAAGGGCUCAGGCAUCGUUGAAGUGUUCAAGCGAGGAUCCUAAUGGGGCGAUGGUCUUGAAAAAUGAAUAAAGAAACGUCAAAUAUUAGAAAAAAAUGUAAAUCAAACUUGCUUGCGGAAGCUUCAAAUAAUUUGAAUAUAAGAAUACAGGUUUCAAAUCUCUGCUUUUAAAA